CCAGGGAUUAGUUUAAGCUUGAAACAUCGCUGUGAUUAGCUCGCUUCUGCAGGAUGCCACACAAGAUCGGUUUUGUAGUUGUAAGUUCAUCGGGACAUGAAGAUGGCUUCAGCCCAAAAGAGCUGAUGGUUCAUGCACCGACAGUGAACGGAUGGCGAUCGCCCAGACUCUGUCAGUACCCCCAGGAGAUUGUUCUGCGGCUGGUGGAGAGAUGUCGAAUACGAAAACUGCAGUUGCUUGCUCACCAGUACAUGAUUUCAAGCAAAAUUGAGUUCUACAUCAGUGAAAGCUUGCCUGAAUACUUUGCUCCUUAUCAGUCAGAGAGGUUUCACAGACUGGGCUAUGUCCCUCUCUCAGACAACGAAAAGACUGAUUUCAAAGCACGAGAGUUAAAAUCUGUGUAUAUGGACGCAGUUGGCCAGUACCUGAAGCUGAUUUUCCAUAAAAAUUACGUCAAUAAAUACAACUUGUACGGUCAGGUUGCCCUAGUAGCUAUAAACAUUAUUGGAGAUCCAGCAGACCACGGUACUGACAGCAAUAACACUCCUUCCCGAGAGAAGCUGAUAGACCACUACUUGGGAAUUAAAUCAGAUGAUCCUGCCUUAGAUGGAACUUACCUGGGGAAACCUGACUCCAUUUCCCCUCUGGAUGAUUUGGCUUUUGACAUGUACCAGGACCCAGAGGUCGCGCAGAUCAUACGCAGGCUGGAUGAGAAGAAGCGCGAAGCCGUCCGCCGUGAAUGCUACGAUUACGCCAAGGCGCUCAAACAAGCCAUUGCAGACUUGCAGAAGGUAGGGGAACGACUUGGGCGGUAUGAGGUGGAGAAGCGCUGUGCGGUAGAGAAAGAGGACUAUGAUCUUGCCAAAAAGAAGAAAGAGCAAAUGGAAGCGUACCGCCUGAAGGUGUAUCAGCAGCUGCAGCUGCACGACCUUCUGGAUGCAGAGCUGGUGCUUCGAAAACCACCUGAAUUGCCUUUGGAGUCUAUGGUUUACACCGACAGUCCUCAGCAGACAAAAGCUGCAAAUUCACCUCCUUGUGAGCACACGGAGCUGCAAAAAGGAGAGCCAUGGAGGGCAGAGCCUUUGCUGGGAGAGAAGUCAGCAGAUCCCGCUUCUGCUGAGCCCGUUGUCUCCCAUCAGUCCCCUCCUCCUCCUGAGACUCACCGUGCGACCGCCAGGGAAGCGUUUCCCAAAGACAACGUUGAAUUUUUGCCCCAUGAUGAGCGACCUCUCCCAGCUGUCUGUAAACAGUCCGAAGCGGUUGCGUACGUUGAGCCGGAGGUGACAGAAGAGGGUGUCGGUGAUACUCGAAGAAGUGGCAUAACUGGGGAGCCGGAACCGUUGACUGAGAAGGCCCUGAGGGAGGCCAGCCCUGCUGUGGAAGUGUUUGGAGAAGCUUUGGUUUCAGGAGCAUAUUCCAAAACCUGGUCGUAUCGAGAAGAUGCCCUACUGGCUGUCUAUAAGAAGAUGAUGGAAAUGUCAGUAAACGCUCCAAAGGAUGAUUUAAAGAACAUGCUGAGGGCUGCCAUCUUUCUCGUAAGGAGGGCCAUCAAAGACAUAGUGUCUUCCGUUUUUCAAGCUUCCCUGAAACUUUUAAAAAUGAUCAUUACCCAAUAUAUACCAAAACAUAAUCUGGGAAAACUAGAAACUUCUCAUUGUGUGGAAAAAACGCUUCCAAAUUUGCUCUCUAGAACAGGAGACUCCUCAUCCCGUCUUCGCCUUGUGGCCUCAAACUUUAUUCAGGAAAUGGCGCUGUGUAGUGACGUGAAACCCCUGCAGAUCGUUCCUGUUCAUUUGGUUCAACCGUUAAAAGCCAACUCCCCAACACACCUGGCAAUGAGUCAAGUGGAAUUAGUGGAAUGCCUCUUGAAAGACAUGGGAACCGAGGACUCUGGGUUUACCGUCGGCAAUGUCAUGAAGUUUGCCACGGGAGCUUUGGAACACAGAGUUUAUGAAGUCCGUGAUGUAGCGUUGCGCAUCAUCUUUGAUGUGUACAGAAAGCACAGGGCUGCGGUGCUGGAGUACCUUCCCCCGGAUAACGCCAGCGUCCGCAAGACCGUUCUCUACAAAACACUCUUUGAUGGAUUUGCUAAAAUAGACGGUAAACUCCCUGAAGCUGAAAGGAGGGCACAGAGAAAGGCAGCGACGGAAGCGGCAGAGAAACAGAAGAAGGAAGAAAUAAAAGUUCUGCAAGGUCACCUGGCAGCUCUAAAGGAGAUAGAAGCAGAAGUUCAAGCUGGAAAGGAGAAAGAAUCUGAUUUUCAGAAGCCAAAGAAUCAAGGUUAUGAGGUAAACAAAAGCCGGCAGCCUGCAGCAGCGGAGGUUCCAGAUGUUCAUUCCUCUGUUGCAAAUUACUUGGAUAACUUAUGUAUUUUUUGCGGUGGAAGGGAUGCAUCCUUCACAGAGGAAGGCCUGGAUCUCCAUUACUGGAAGCACUGCCCCAUGUUAACCAGAUGCGAGCACUGCAAGCAGGUGGUGGAAAUAGCCAGCCUGACGGAGCACUUGUUGACCGACUGUGAUAGAAAGGACAGCUUUGGGAAAUGUCAACGGUGCAGUGAGGCCCUUCCCAAAGAUGAGUUGCCCAAACAUAUUAAGAGCAAGACUUGCAAUCCUGCCAAACCAGAAAACGUGGCAAACCACUGCCCAUUGUGCCAUGACAACUUUUCCCCAGGAGAAGAGGCCUGGAAAUCUCACCUAAUGGGCAAAGACGGCUGUAAGAUGAAUCAACGGAGGUUAUCCACAAUAAAUAAAACUCUUCUGGUGCAGCCUGGCAAAAUAGGUGGCCACUACUUAAGGAAAGCAGGUCCUGCAGGAGCAAAAGCUCGACCUCCCUCUAUAGGAAGCAAGAUCCCAACCCCAAGAGGAGGCCCCAAUAAAAGCACUGGGAAAACAUACUCAAAGCGAUGA
Leptosomus discolor (cuckoo roller) is the source of this 2906-nucleotide messenger RNA. RefSeq names its product centrosomal protein 104 (gene CEP104). Lineage: Eukaryota; Metazoa; Chordata; Aves; Leptosomiformes; Leptosomidae. Gene Ontology annotation, cellular component: cilium. The record is from RefSeq and is a predicted model, not a curated record.